Messenger RNA from Trichoderma reesei QM6a, 2391 nucleotides. RefSeq lists its product as uncharacterized. The record is from RefSeq and is a predicted model, not a curated record. Gene Ontology annotation, cellular component: chromatin. Gene Ontology annotation, molecular function: DNA-binding transcription factor activity, RNA polymerase II-specific; zinc ion binding; RNA polymerase II cis-regulatory region sequence-specific DNA binding. Gene Ontology annotation, biological process: regulation of transcription by RNA polymerase II; DNA-templated transcription. The transcript is spliced from 3 exons. Lineage: Eukaryota; Fungi; Ascomycota; Sordariomycetes; Hypocreales; Hypocreaceae. The coding region runs from base 1 to 2391 and encodes 796 amino acids.
AUGCCCGGCGCCAGCGUCGCAGUUCUCCCGCCUCCAGCGGCCUCGACACCCUCCUCGCGGAAGGCGUCUCUCGCACCAGAACGCAAAUACAAGUGCCAGUUCUGCAACAGAGCCUUCAGCCGAAGCGAACAUCGAAGCCGCCAUGAGCGAUCACACACAAAGGAGCGUCCUUUCAAGUGCAUGAAGUGCAGAAGCACCUUUGUGCGCCGCGACCUUCUGCUGAGACAUGAUCGCACAGUCCACGCCAAGGAUGGCGGCGUCCCCCUUCACAGCGACGGCAAGCGUCGCGCUGGACCCAAGACUCGAGCCAUCGGCGGCCCCCCCAAGUCGUCAAUCACCCUCGACACGUCCACCUUGGAGCAGAUGGAGGCUGGCGGCGACGGCAUUUUCGACGUGGAAGCCGCCGCCAUGCUCGUCGCCGACUUGCACAACAAGGCCACUGCGGCCAUGCGCGGAGAUGACGGAUCCUACGAGGACGGCGCGUCCAUGGCCUUCUCUCCGCGAAGCUCUACCGUCAUGGAGCCUGCUGUCACGUACCCAUCCGGCGCCAUCGCCCUUCCCCAGGUCCAGUGGGACAAUUUCAUGGCCGAGCCCAAGCCGCACUCCAUCACCUCGAGCGCCUCUGGCUCUUUCGAGUCGUCGAGACUGCAGCAUCAUGCCGGCCAGCUGCCUCCCUUUACUGGUCGAAACACCAAUGGCCUCGUGCCCGCUCUCCAAUCCAUGAUGAACUCGCUUCCGGCCCCUGGCUCAGAGGUCCCGGCCCCUCGAUCGCCCUCUGCAGUCGACUCUCAACAGGCCGGCUUCAGGGCCCCUCAGGUUUCGGGCGACGACGAGCGAAACGCCAUUCUCGACAACAUUCGAAACUCUGACCGUGAGCACGCCAUUCCCGAGAGCUUCCGCCUGCCUGGCCUCGGCUCUCUGAACCGUUAUCUGGCCACGUACUUUGGGCUGUUCCAUCACCACCUGCCCUUUCUGCACCCUGCCUCCUUCAGCCCGUCUCAGGUGUCGCCGCCGCUGCUGUUGGCCGUCCUGAGCAUUGGCGCCCUCUACGCCUUUGACCAGGACCAGGCGUACAUGCUCCACAUCGGAUCCAAGGUGCUCGUCAACCAGUUUCUCCAGAACAAGGAGAACUUUAGCUCCCGCAAGUGUCCCCUGUGGACCAUGCAAAGCUCGCUGCUCAACAUGAUCUUCGCCAGCUGGAGCGGCGACCCCAAGGGCCUGGAGUGGGCAUGCUCCAUCAAGAGCCUGCUCGCCAACAUGGUGGCCGGAAACCGCUACGAACUCAAGCUCCGCCAGGAGGCACGCGGCACGGCCAAGCCUACUCGUGCCGAGUGGGUCGAGGACGAGGGCUGCCGCCGCACCUACUAUGCCGUCUACAUCUUCUUUGGCCUGCUGACGCUGACGUUCAACCACACGCCCGCCAUUGGCUUCAACGAGUUUGAGGACCUGCAGCUUCCUUCGACGGAGGCCAUGUGGAACAUGCAGGUCGCCGACGAGGCCGCGUGGGUCGAGCAGCUGGAGAAGUCGCCCGCCGUCAUCUUCAUGGAAGCCCACGACAAGCUGUUCCAGGGCGAGACGCUCAAGUACAGCGCCUUCUCCACCCGUGUCAUGAUCAAUGCCUUGUUCCUCGAAGUAUGGUACCACAAACGUAGCCCUGAGGCCCUGCAGGAUGUCGUGACCGAGUACAAGCUUAGACUCGCGCUGGAGACGUGGGAGAAAUCGCUGGACCUGUGCGAGCAGGAGUCUGUCGUGGUGCCCCUCAACGCUCCCCACAAGGGCCACCCCCUGAUCUUCAAUGCCCGCGCCAUGUAUCGUAACGCCCGCGCCCGGCUUGAGGUCGACCUCAAGACUGUGCAGGAGGCCCUGCGCUACCACGAGCCGUACGAAGUGGCCGCCGCCAUGUCCCACGCCCGGGACCGCGUCAAGCGCUCGAGCGAGAUGAUCAAGGUGAUUGAAGAGUGCUACAACUGCCUCGAGACGGCCGUGGUCCAGGGCGUCCGCUGGGUGGCGCGCACCUCGUCGACCAACUGGAGCGUCGAGCACCCUCUGUGCGGCCUGGACCUGAUGAUCAUCCUCACGCUGUGGCUCUAUCGCCUGGAACACGACGAAGAGCCCGCGACGCCGGAGGAGGUGGCCAUGUACUACAAGGUCCGCCAGCUCUUCAUCAAGGACUUUGACGAGAACAUCAUUGCCAACCUGAGCUCGGUGGUUGCCCGUCUCUGGGGGUCCAUGUUGGACGAGGUUGUCGUGUGGGGAAUCACGCGCCUCAUGGGCGAAUCAUUCAAGUUGCACUCAGAAGCCCUUGUCGGCUAUGUCGGCGACGAAGCGUCCUCUAAUGUGUCGACUCCCUCGAUGACAUCGCAGGGAGCAGACGAGGACAGCGUGUACUAA